AUGACUGUUUUGAUAACUGAGGAUCCUGGGAGGUCAAUCGAUGUUUACUUAAGGCCGCUGGUUGAUGAGCUAAAGGAUUUGUGGACAAACGGUGUUCGCACGUACGAUAAAUCAACUGGGAAGAUGUUCACUUUGCGGGCAGCAGUUAUGUGGACUGUGAAUGAUUUCCCAGCAUAUGCAAUGGUUUCUGGGUGGAGCACAAAAGGUUAUAUGGCAUGUCCUGUAUGCAAGGAAGAUGUAACUUCUGGUUGGCAUGCUGGAAAAGUUUGUUACCUUGGUCAUCGGAGAUGGUUGCCAUGGGACCAUGAGUGGAGGGAAAAAGAUAAAGAGUUCGACGGGAACACUGAGCGUCGCCUUAGACCCAGAGAAUGGUCCGGUGAUGAGAUAUUGGACCAGCUGAACCGGUUGGAUUUUGCUCCCUUCGGGAAAACAGUUAGUCGUAUCAGACCUUCUACACAUAUGAACUGGACGCACAAACCUAUGUUUUUUGAGCUCCCAUAUUGGUCGAAACUAAAAUUGAGGCACAAUCUAGAUGUGAUGCAUGUUGAGAAAAAUGUAUUCGACACAUUGGUGGGCACGAUUCUAGAUAUCGAGGGGAAGACAAAGGACACGAUCAAAGCUCGUCUUGAUUUGGAAAGAAUGGGCAUACGAAGGGGUUUAUGGAUGAAUAGGGACAAUGAUAAAGCUAGAAGGGAUCUUGCAUUCUUUUCUAUGAAACCGAAUGACAAGAAAGAGUUUCUAAAGUUUGUAUCGUCAGUAAAGUUUCCCGAUGGGUAUGCUUCUAAUAUCGCACGUUGUGUGAAUGUUGACGGGGGUAAAUUUACUGGACUUAAAAGCCAUGACUGUCAUGUGUUUAUGCAACGCCUACUUCCUGUUGGUAUUCGACACCUAUUGCCGGAAGAUGUAGUGAAGCCAAUCAUUUUGUUGUCCAGAUUUUUUUCCCAACUGACGGCGAAAACUUUGCGAAAAACGGACAUGUUUCAGUUGCGCCAUGACAUUGUCCAAGUCCUAUGCAAGUUUGAGAUGAUAUUUCCUCCAGCUUUCUUCACAAGUAUGAUGCACGUGAUGGUUCACUUGCCAGAAGAGGCAUUACUUGCUGGUCCUGUCAACUAUCGCUGGAUGUAUCCAAUAGAAAGGCUUCUCGGAGAGCUGAAAAAAAGUGUACGCAACAGGGCGAAGCCCGAAGGAUCAAUCGUAGAGGCUUGGGUUCAAUAUGAGUCGCUUACUUUCUGCGGAAUGUAUUUAAAAGAUGUGGAGACGGUUUUCAAUCGUCCUCAGCGCAAUCAUGAUGGAGGUAUGAGAAAUGAAAAACUUUCUGUUUUUGCCCAAAGCGCACGACCCUUCGGAGAUCCUGGACGCGGAGAGUCGUUUUCUAGAAAUGACAUGGAGGUAGCGCAUUGGUUCGUACUGAACAAUUGUGAUGAGAUCAUGGGAUACUUAUAUGAGCAUGAAGAGAUGAUGAAGCGAGAACAUCCAUCACAUUUGGUUGCCCAGAAACACCGUAAAUUGUUUCCACAAUGGUUUUUGGAUUCUGUGAAUAAGUUGAAAUCAUCGAAUUCCCCAACUUACAGUGAUGAGUUAUAUAACUUGGCGUUUGGCCCGAUUCGCGCUGAAUUGUUCUCGGGUUGUAAUGUCAACGGUGUCAAAUUUUUGGCCGAAGCACGAGAUGACAAGUUGUGUACGCAAAACAGCGGUGUCCAUGUCCCAGGUGGAGGCGAAAGUACGGACAUUGAUUUCUAUGGCAAACUCACAACUGUCGUGCAAUUGCUUUACAAAGAUCGAUACCAAGUGAUCAUGUUUAAGUGUCGAUGGUUUGACACCAACCCAAAUAGGCCGGGAAGUGUUAAAAUCGAUCAUGGCUUACUAUCUGUGAACAUGAACAGAACUUGGUAUGAUGACGACCCUUAUAUUUUGGCAAACAUGGCAACACAAAUUGUGUAUCUAGAUGACCCUAAAGCCGGAAGCGGUUGGAACGUUGUUCAAAAGAUGGAUCACAGGAACGUGUAUGCUAUACCAGAACUAGACCCAACUGACAACAACGUCAACAAUGUAGCUGACCAACGUUUAGAAUCUUCAAUGGAAAAUGAUGCGGAAACACUUCGAGAUACUAAUGUUAUACAAGAGCCAUUUCAAAUACAAGGAGUGUCUUCAAUCGAAAUACCGAUUCAGUCAAUUACAAUUGACCUCGGUGAUCUUCCGCGAUAUGAUGUUGCAGUUGGCCCGAGCAACGACGAUGAUGUAGUUAUAGAGGAGGCGGAGGAGGAGGAGGAGGAAGAGGAUUGGGAGACCGAAAGUGAUGAUAGCAACGAUAACGAAAGUUAUUAUAGUUCAGAUGAUGAAUGA
Prunus armeniaca (apricot) is the source of this 2343-nucleotide messenger RNA. The record is from the annotation of a GenBank genome assembly. NCBI's taxonomy places the organism in Eukaryota, Viridiplantae, Streptophyta, Magnoliopsida, Rosales, Rosaceae.